Molecule: messenger RNA, 7395 nt
Organism: Chelonia mydas (Green sea turtle)
Lineage: Eukaryota; Metazoa; Chordata; Testudines; Cheloniidae
Gene: LIMS1
Product: LIM zinc finger domain containing 1
Exons: 9
Coding region: 5-1015 (336 amino acids)
Biological process (GO): cell-cell junction organization; positive regulation of integrin-mediated signaling pathway; cell-cell adhesion
Cellular component (GO): cytoplasm; cell-cell junction; focal adhesion
Source: RefSeq, a predicted model, not a curated record
UAAUAUGGCAAAUGCUCUUGCAAAUGCCAUAUGUGAGCGCUGCAAAGGGGGCUUUGCACCUGCUGAGAAGAUUGUUAACAGCAAUGGUGAACUGUACCAUGAACAGUGUUUUGUGUGUGCCCAGUGCUUUCAGCAGUUCCCUGAAGGGCUCUUUUACGAGUUUGAAGGAAGGAAGUAUUGUGAACAUGAUUUUCAGAUGCUUUUUGCCCCUUGCUGUCAUCAGUGUGGUGAGUUCAUUAUCGGUCGUGUUAUUAAAGCUAUGAAUAAUAGCUGGCAUCCAGAAUGCUUCUGCUGUGACAUCUGCCAACAAGUACUGGCAGAUAUUGGAUUUGUCAAGAAUGCUGGCAGGCAUCUUUGCCGUCCUUGUCACAACCGGGAGAAAGCCAGGGGUCUGGGAAAAUACAUCUGCCAGAAGUGCCAUGCCAUUAUUGAUGAACAACCGCUCAUAUUCAAGAAUGAUCCCUAUCAUCCUGAUCAUUUCAACUGUGCCAAUUGCGGGAAGGAACUUACUGCUGAUGCUCGUGAGUUGAAGGGAGAAUUAUAUUGUUUACCAUGCCAUGAUAAAAUGGGUGUCCCCAUCUGUGGAGCAUGUAGGAGACCAAUUGAAGGACGAGUGGUGAAUGCUAUGGGGAAACAGUGGCAUGUGGAGCAUUUUGUUUGUGCAAAGUGUGAAAAGCCAUUUCUUGGUCAUCGUCACUACGAGAGGAAGGGCUUGGCAUAUUGUGAAACCCAUUACAAUCAGCUGUUUGGUGAUGUUUGUUUCCACUGUAAUCGUGUGAUUGAAGGAGAUGUUGUCUCUGCUCUGAAUAAGGCAUGGUGUGUGAACUGUUUCGCUUGUUCCACUUGCAACACUAAGUUAACACUCAAGGAUAAGUUUGUUGAAAUUGAUCUAAAACCUGUCUGCAAACACUGUUAUGAGAAAAUGCCAGAAGAAUUUAAACGUCGACUUGCCAAACGGGAGCGAGAAGCAAAGGAUAAAGACAAGCUGAAAAAGAAAAAGCCAAUCUGUUUGUAAACUUUUCUUUUCCUCCUAUCACAAUCUCUGCUCUUUUCUUCUUUGGUCAGUGUUUAGGACAUGUAUUUUUCUUUUAGUUUUCUGCAUGUGUUUGUGAUAAUCAAAGACAGAACAACUAUUAAUUUACACAUAUCUAUGAUUUGAAAUUUUGAACACUACAUUUUAAUAUGUUAAGUUUAGGCCAUUGUGCUCAGAAAUUGAGCUUGAAAGGUUUCUUAAAUCGCAAAAUUCAUAAAUUUUGGACUUCUUGGAGAAAAAUUCUCACCUUGCUGAACAGACUGUUUUAGACCACCGUGUAGCUAUGAUUUCAUUCCAGCUUCCCAAAUUGCACAAAUUUUGUGCAUAUAGUUAAUUACAUAUGCCAGUAGGCAUUUGUGUGCAUGCAGGCUGAAUAGUUAGCUGUCCACCUGCCUAUCUGCAUGUUCAAAUGCAGGAUUAUGUUUAGAAAACUUGUGGAUGCAGAUUUAGAAGCUAGUUGUGAAAACCUGAUAGUUUUGAAAUUCCACUUUUAGUAAAUGCCUUGUGCUUCCAUUUUAACAGUCUACAAAAUGGUUUUUAAGCUAAUAUAAAAUGUCAGUCCCUGAAAACAAUUCUGCAUGCUGAGUACAUUUUCUUGUUUUAAGACUUUUUCGCUAACAUUAACAUUUUACUCCAUUUUUAAAUUACUGUAUCAUAACAGCACUCAAUUAGACAUAUAACCAUAAUUCAGUAGCAGAGAUGGGACUAGGCGAAUCCACAUAUUCUUCUUUGAGUGCUUGCUAAUGUCCAUUCUAUUGUAGGUGUGCGCACGCCCUUGUGUGCAGCCGUUGGAGACUUUUGCCUUAGCAGUACCUGUAGGGCUGGCUGUGCCGCCCUCUGGAGUGCCGCAUGCAUGGUGCAGUAUAUCAGGCGCUGCCGGCCCUGCGCCUUCUCAGCUCCUUCUUACUGCCUGUGGUGGUUAAACGGAGCACCUCUGUCCCUUGCUUCGCAAGUGGUCAGCAGUUUUUCUUCAUCUGUUUAGCCUUGUGCUUCUCUGUAAAUAGUUUUAAGCGUUGUUAGUUAGUCGUUAAGUCCCGUUUAAGUGUUUAGUUAGAUAGUGUCCCAGCGGAAACUUGGCCCCCGGAGAACAUGCCCCAAUCUCCAGGUUUCAAUCCUUGCUCAUCCUGUAAUAGGCCUGUGCCUGUUAGUGACCCUCACAAGAGCUGUUUACAGUGCCUUGGGGAAACCCAUAUAAAGAAGCACUGUCGUAUCUGCCAGAACUUUCAUCCACGGACUCAGAAGGAGCAUGAUAUCUGCCUCAGGGCCCUUCUGAUGCAGGCUGCCCUGCGUCCAGCUUCAGAGCCAGUGCAGCCUGAACUGGCACCCAGUGCUUCAACUUCGGUGCGUAGCACACUUCUGGCACCAGGGUCCUCCCAGCACCAAUCGCCGUAUCCAGUGCCAAAGAAGAAACCUAAGAACAUGGCACCGGCCAAGACCGACCAAGAGGUUCCGGGCAAGGAACCCUGUUCGUGCCUUCUGCCCACUCCGGACCCGUUGAAGGGUUCAGCCGCGGGGGGGUUCCUCCCCCAGAAAGGACCCGCCACUGACUCCAGGGAGCCGUAAAGGGCCUUAGCAAAUGGCACAACUGGCCCCCUCCAAGGGCCUGGCACCGGGAGAGUCCACAGUGCCUCCUCUGUGUGUAGAAAGGACCCAGCUAGGGCUUCCCGUGAGGGCAAGAUUGCCGGAAAGGCCUCACACAAAUCAGGUGAGCGCUGCCGGUCUCCAGAGCCAAGACAGAGUCAGAAGUUGCCACAUUCUUGGUCUCCAUGUAAGCCUACAUCUCCAGCUAGCCACUACAAGUUGCGGGCACCGUGCUCUCUAUCUCCGUUGUCGCCCCCUUCCCCGCACUUCCCUAUCCCUCUUCAGGGACCCUUCUCACAAGCAGCUCCUCGUUCAGGAGGUCGAGAACCUCCUACGUUUGGGGGCUGUGGAGGAAGUUCCUCGGGAUAUGCAAGGAACAGGAUUCUACUCCCGCUACAUCCUAAUCCCGAAGGCAAAUGGGAAGCUCAGAUCCAUUUUGGACCUGCGGGGCCUCAACAAGUCUCUGUUGAAGUUGAAGUUCCACAUGGUAUCCCUGGCUUCCAUCAUCCCUUCUCUGGAUCCAGGGGUCUGGUACACCGCUCUCGACUUAAAAGACGCUUAUUUUCAUAUUUCUAUUUUCCUGGGGCACAGACAUUUCCUGCACUUUAUAGUGGCAGGGCGCCACUUCCAGUUUACGGCGCUGCCUUUUGCCUGUCCUCGACCCCCAGGGUGUUCACAAAAUGCAUGGCAUCGGUGGCGGCUUAACUGAGGUGUCGAGGGGUCCAGAUCUUCCCAUAUCUUGAUAAUGGCUCAUCAAGGGCAGGCCUUCGGAGGAGGUCCAGAGGAGGCUCGAUCUGGUGCACUCCACCUGCAGCGAUUUGGGUCUCCUAAUAAACAGAAUAAUCCAUGUUAGCACCAGUUCAACACAUAGAGUUCAUCUGUGCGGUUCUCGACUCCAGGCGGGCCAGGGCAUUCCUGCCGAAGUGCGUUUUCAAACCAUGUCAGACCUGAUCGCUCACAUACAGAGCCAACCGCUCACUACAACCCACAUGUGCCUGCAACUGAUGGGCCACAUGCAAGUACAUGGUAAACCAUGCCUGGCUUCAUCUGAGGCCCCCACAAAUGUUACUGGCCUCAGUCUACAUUCCCAGUAGGCACCCCCUGGAUUGAGUGGUCACGGUGCUGAGUCGUGUCUUCUCACUGCUCGACUGGUGGCGGGAUCCCAGGUUGGUGCUGCGGGGAGACCCUUUUGCAACCCCAUCACCCUUGCUCACCUUGGUCUCAGACGCCUCAGGCCUGGGCUGGGGGGCCAUUGGCUGCAACAUGACCUAGCCUUUCAUAUCAAUUUCAGGGAACUCAGAGCAGUUCACCUCGCAUGCUAGGCUUUCCUGCCAGGUCUUCGGCCCUCUGUUGGGAAGCGCUCAGCCUUUGGGACUUUUGUGUGUGGCAGGACGUUCAUUUGGUGGCCAUUCACCUGCCCAGUACCAAGAACAUCCUGGUGGAUCACCUCAGCAGGACCUUCUUGUCUCACCACGAAUGGUCGUUCUACUCGGAGGUGGACAGCCUAGUCUUCUGAAGGUGGGGACUCCCAGGUGGACCUGUUCAUGUCCAGACAGAACAGAAAGUUCCACAUGUUCUGUUCUCUGCAUAGCAGGGACAAGGGCUCCCUGUGAGACGCCUUCCUGAUCCCAUGGUCGGGAGCACUCAUGUACGCUUUCCUGCCGGUGCCGCUGAUCCACAAGGUCCUGCUCAAGGUGAAGUGAGACAAAGCUUCAGUCAUCCUCAUAGCCUCGGCGUGACCUCGGCAGCACUGGUUUUCCAUGUUCCUGAGCCUUUCGGUAGCCACCCCAUUACAGCUGCCUCUUCGGCCGGACCUACUGUCCCAGAACCAUGGCAGUCUGCUGCACCCAAACCUGGCGGCACUGCACCCAACGGCCUGGUUUCUGCAGGGAGGAGCGGCCGUGUUCUGCCAGUGUCCAUCAGGUCUUGCUGGGCAGCAGGAAGCCCCCCACUACGACUACCUAUGUAUCAAAAUGGAAGCGGUUCCCGUAUUGGGCCACAGAUUGCCAUAUCCUGCAGGAUGUCCUGGACUAUUUACUACACCUAAAGCUCCAGAACCUGUCGCUGUCCUCGAUCAAGGUGCACCUGGUGGCUAUUUCGACUUUCCGCCCUCUGUUUCAAGGCAGGUCGGUCUUCGCACAUCCCAUGACAGCACGGUUUCUGAAAGGUCUGGAGUGCCUUUACCCGCAUGUCCGCAACCCGGUCUCUUCUUGGGACCCGAACCUUGUGCUUUCUAGGCUCACGGUGCCUGCCUUUGAGCCCCUGGCUUCCUGCUUCCUUCUGCUGUUAUCCUGGAUUGUCUCCUUGUUGGUCACUAUAACUUCAGCCUGUAGGGUGUCUGAGAUCAUGGCACUCACGUCCGAGUCCCCAUAUACCAGGGGUUCUCAAACUGGGGGUCGGGACCCCUCAGAGGGUCAUGAGGUUAUUACCUGAGGGGUCGUGAGCUGUCAGCCUCCAACCCAAACCCCACUUUUCCUCCAGCAUUUAUAAUGGUGUUAAAUACAUAAAAAUGUGUUUUUAAUUUAUAAGGGGGGGAUCGCACUCAGAGGCUUGCUAUGUGAAAGGGGUCACCAAUACAAAAGUUUGAGAACCACUGCCAUAUACGAUCUUCAAUAAGGACAAGGUACAUCUGCGUCCACACCUGGCCUUUCUGCCCAAGGUCGACUCCCAGUUCCACGCGAGUCAGGACAUAUAUCUUCCGGUCCUUUGCCCGAAGCCUCAUGUGAGGGAUGAGGAACGCACACCUUGGAGCUCUGGCCUUCUACAUAGAGAGAAUGAAGCUAAUCCGUAAGUCUCUGCAGCUGUUUGUUGCUGUCACGGACCAAGUGAAGGGUUGUGCAGUAUCCACCCAGAGGAUCUCGUCCUGGAUCAUGGCUUGUAUCCGCUACUGCUAUGAGCUGGCGAAGAUGCCCCCACCACCAAUUGUGAUGGCCCACUUCGCUAGAGCACAGACCUUGGCGGCGGCCUUCCUCAAUCAGGUGCUGAUCCAAGAAAUUUGCCAUGCCGCAUCUGGUUGUACAUCCACGCUUUUGCCUUGCACUAUGCGCUGAUCCAGCAGGCUCAGGCUCAUGCUAGUUUCGGCAGUACCACAAUCUGCAAGACUCUGAACUUCGAGCCCAACUGCUGGGAUUCUGCUUGUAAGUCUCCUACAAUGGAAUCAACAUGAACAAGCACUUGAUAAAGAAAAAACCGGUUACCCAUUGUUUUGUAACUGUUGUUCUUCGAGAUGUGUUGCUCAUGUCCAUUCUAUUACCCGCCCUCCUGCUCCUCUUUUGGAGUUUUCGGCAAGAAGGAACCGAGAGGGCUCAGGGCCAGCGGCACCUGAUAUACUGCGCCAUGAGCACGGCACUCCGGAGGGUGCCAUAGCCGGCCCCGUGGGUACCCGCUAAGGCAAAAGUUUACGACAGCUGCACACGUGUGCACGUGCACACCUACAAUGGAAUGGACAUGAGCAACACACCUCGAAGAACAACUGUUACAAAAAGGUGGUAACUGGUUUUUGCAAACUCUGUCAAGAUGCCCUCUGAAUAGUAAUUGACUUGUUUCUCACAGUUCAUACAGAGUUUAUAUUUUGUUUUUUGGAGUUCUCCAAAAGUUCUCUAUAAUGAGAAGGUUUUUGAUUUUUUUAAAAUAAAGUUUAUAAUUCACAUUGGACUGAGUCUCCUGUUACAAUCCAUCAUAUUGCUGCAAAGUGACAUUGAAAUUAACAGCUCCUGGAAUCCCAUGGGAGAUCAGAAAAUCAUGUCCAAUAUGUAUUGAUAAACAGAAGAGUUUUACUGUUUAAAUAUUGAAAAGACUUGUUAAAAUAUCAGACACAGUCAACUUGAAAAUUACAUUUCCAGCUGAAAAUUUAGUAUGUAUUGUUUUAAGUAACUCGAGAGAUUACUACAAUUGAAAGAAAUUAAAUAGCAUUUUAUUUUUCUGUUUUUCCAGUUUGUUUAUUGUGCAUUUGAUAGCAGUUUGUUUUAUUGUUUUGUUGAUACAGUGGCACUUCCUGUCUCAUGGGCAAACUGGCUCAUAACUGCCUUCUGCAGGAAUUCUUCCGUUUUCCUCUGCAGCAGCUAGUACUCGCAACUGUCAGAGACAGGAUACUUAUAUAUGGCCACUGCUCUGAUCCAGUAUGGAAAUUCAUAGCAUCUUCUGCCUAACAGUUCUUGCCCAUACCCACAUCAGAUAUCUGUAGGUCCAUAAGGCUGGGUGUCCACAGACUUCUGAAAAUAUAGCGUGUAUCUUUACUGUUAGGUUUACAAUUCAGUGGUUGCACAACACACAGUAUUGCAUAAAACAAUUUUCCUCAGUAGCCAAAAGUUCUCUAUUUGUUUUCCUGUACAGCUGUUUCUUUCACUUCAGCUAUUUACUUUCAGGUCUCUUUCACAUAAAUAUUGACUAUAUGUGCAAGGAUUGGCCAUUUCAAUUUUUCAAAACUCAAAUCUGUCACCUUUAGCAAAUUCACUUGUACUUAACCUGCCAGGGCUAAAAAUAAAUAAACACAUAUCAAAAGUCUCUCCUGAAUUUGGGUUUCCCUUCUUGAAAGUUGGCACCCAGUGACAAAGCUGGGCAGUGCUAAUAACAAGUAUAAUUGUAUGUAACAUAAAAAAAUAGAUUCAAGUAUACAUCUAUAUUUGUUGUCUUGCUAUGUCAUUUAUAAUCUUAACUCCAUGUAUAUAUUGAGCAAAAAUACUGAAAAAGCAUUAUUUUGCUGCCUGUACUAUGUCAAUAUGACAUGCUACAAAUACUCUUUGAAAUCUCUUUCACAAAAGAUAUUUUUCCUUUUUUAUCAU